UUUGAAAACUUAAGUGGAAUCAGAACUAAUAUAAAAUUGUCGGCGUCAGCAGCCCUAAAUUCCAUUUCCGCCGCCACGAACACCACCGCCAGAAGCCGUUCGACCCCAUUCUAGCUUCCGUCCGAUAAAUCGCCGCCGUAUAUUGCCGUUCCGGCUGAUCAAUCGCUUCUUUUGAGAUUUUAGAACACGCCAGCCGCUAUAUGCCGGAACUUUGUCGCGGUGGCCUCCGUUCCGGUGAACCAUGGUCUGGAUGGGUACCUGAACCCGAAUUUCCGGUUACCCACCGAUUAACCGACCCGAUAUUUUCGAUUCGAAUCAGUGGUGCUAUUUGCGGAUAUCCACUUCAGUGGCAGAAAUCGAAGAACAUUGUAAUAAUGUCUGCCUAUGCAGAGAAGAGGCGGCAUUAUUAAACUUGGGCGCCGAUUCGAGAAAUUGCCAACCGUGAAUUUCUGUAUCCGAUCAUUCAGAAUUUCAUAUAUUAUUUGCUGGCAAUUACAUCAAGCAGUUGCUGAGAAAUGUACCAUGCAUCUCUCAGUUAUUCUUUGCUGUCAAAAGUCCGGAAACCUUCGUUUUCAUACUGUCUAACGACGCUGAGUCAUCAUCAGAAACAAGAACCGAACGAUAGAUUUAGAAACGAGAAGCAAGAACCAAAGGAGGUUGACAAACAACCUUCUAUUGGCUCUCCAGCUCGAAUCCAGAAGCUGAUAGCUUCUCAGUCGGACCCACUCCUUGCUAGGGAAAUCUUCGACUUAGCUUCUCGUCAGCCCAACUUCCGACAUUCUUAUGCCACCUGUCACACACUCAUCCUCAAACUCGGGCGGUCUCGCCAUUUCUCUCUCAUGCAAGCCCUCCUCUCUAGCCUCAAGUCCAAAGACUAUUCCAUUUCCCCAUCUCUCUUUACACACAUCAUUCAAAUCUACGGCGACGCGAAAAUGCCCGACAAAGCCCUCAAAACUUUCUACACAAUUCUAGAGUUCAACAUCAAGCCCCUCACGAAGCAACUCAACUGCAUCCUCGAAAUCCUCGUCGCAAAUAAUAACUUCCUCCGCCCUGCGUUUGACCUCUUCAGGGCCGCCCACAAACACGGGGUCUCUGCAAACACCAAGUCUUACAACAUCUUGAUGCGGGCUUUCUGUUUGAGCGGUGACUUGAGCAUCGCGUACACUUUGUUCAAUCAAAUGUUUAAGCGCGACGUUCUUCCCGAUGUUGAGUCGUACAGAAUCUUGAUGCAGGCAUUGUGCAGGAAGAGUCAGGUCAACAGAGCUGUUGACUUGCUCGAGGAUAUGCUGAACAAAGGCUUUGUGCCCGACACUUUGAGCUAUACGUCUCUGUUGAAUAGCUUGUGUCGGAAAAAGAAGCUGAAGGAGGCUUACAAGCUUCUUUGUCGGAUGAAAGUGAAGGGGUGCAAUCCCGAUAUCGUACAUUACAACACAGUCAUCUCUGGGUUUUGUAAGGUGGGCCGUGCCGUUGACGCGUGUAAGAUUCUUGAUGACAUGCCUUCGAACGGGUGCUUGCCUAAUUUGUCGUCGUAUCAGAAUAUUGUCGGGGGGUUAUGCAAUCAGGGAAUGUAUGACGAGGCGAAAACUUACGUUAAGGUGAUGAUUUCCAAGGGAUUUUCGCCACAUUUUUCGAUUGUUCAUAUUUUAGUUACGGGCUUUUGUAGAAUUGGUAAAAUCGAGGAUGCUUGUGAAGUGUUGUGUGAGCUUUUGGGGCAUGGGAAUAGUCCGCAUACCGACACGUGGGCUGAAAUUUUACAUACGGUAUGCGAGGAAUAUAAUACAGAAGCCAUGGGAGAUGUGUUAAAACAAGUUUUAAAGGUGGAGAUAAAGCCAAACACUAGAAUAGUCGAUGUCGGUGCUGCUUUGGAGGAAUACUUGACGAAGAAGAUAAAAACUAGAGAUCAAGGACAAGUUGAUUACUCGUGUCGUGGUGAUGGAGUCUCAUUGCAUGCCAGCUGCCACUCGGCAUGUAGCUGAACAAUAUUGAAAGAUUUUGAUGACACCUGGCGAGCCCCUACCCACCAGUCACCACCCUAGAUCAAGAGAGAUGUUAGGGAAGAGGAAAAGGAGCAGCAGACAAUCGGCUAAGACAGAAGAAUGCUAUCGAAAAUACUAUGUUUCAUCUAAUGUUGAUACGUCUGCAGCUUCUUCAGUUACGUGUUGAUGAUGGUGCUUAUAGGUUGGGUUUCUUCUACCAGUUCAACUUGUAUCUAUAAAAGUCGAAACUUUGAAUAAUCAUGAAAGUACGUCAUCAAAUUAAGGCUCGAGGGUGAUGAAUGUGUAUGUUUAUUGUAUAAGCAAUCAUGUGACGAGACUUGAACAAUUUUAUAUCUACAGCUAUUUGUCUCUACGAGGCGGCAUCAUCGAGUAGUUGAUAGACGAAGGAAUAUGAUAUUCCCGAAAUGUAUUUACAUAUGGGCAAAAAUACACGUUUACUAUUAUAACUGUGCUUGGUGUAAAAUAAAUGAAAUUAAUUGCUGCAUUGCUGCUUCACUAUAUACAAAUACAAUCGAGUAGGCUAUGCUGGAA
Erythranthe guttata (spotted monkey flower) is the source of this 2528-nucleotide messenger RNA. Its product is annotated as oligomeric golgi complex subunit-like protein. Gene Ontology annotation, molecular function: protein binding. The record is from RefSeq and is a predicted model, not a curated record. NCBI's taxonomy places the organism in Eukaryota, Viridiplantae, Streptophyta, Magnoliopsida, Lamiales, Phrymaceae.